Molecule: messenger RNA, 2286 nt
Organism: Populus trichocarpa (black cottonwood)
Lineage: Eukaryota; Viridiplantae; Streptophyta; Magnoliopsida; Malpighiales; Salicaceae
Product: cationic amino acid transporter 6, chloroplastic
Exons: 4
Coding region: 175-2028 (617 amino acids)
Biological process (GO): amino acid transport; transmembrane transport
Cellular component (GO): plasma membrane
Molecular function (GO): amino acid transmembrane transporter activity
Source: RefSeq, a predicted model, not a curated record
CUGAGCAGGGAAAAAAAAAAAAAACAGAGAGAAAAGCUUGAAGCCCUUUUAUUCACCGUCCAUUGGCAGUCACUCUCACCCCUUUAUAACUCCACUCCUCUCCCCUUCUCCUUGCACGAACGCGGUAGCUAGAGAAAGAGAUACAAAAUAGCACUAAAAGAAGAAUUUCUACCAAUGGAGAGCCAUGGCUCCUCUUUCUCUGGCUUGGACUCUUACUUUCGAGCCCUGGCACAGACCCCAGCCCGUCUAGCCAGGCGAGCUUGUUCAGUCUCAACAUCGCAUGAAGAAAUGAGCCAGGUCAAAGCAAGGUCUGGUUCUGUCAUGCAAAGAACUCUUCGUUGGUACGACCUUGUUGGGUUUGGCAUCGGUGGUAUGGUUGGUGCUGGUGUUUUCGUCAUCACUGGUCAUGCCAGCCGUCUCCGCGCUGGCCCUUCAGUUGUUAUCUCCUAUGCCAUUGCUGGUCUCUGUGCUCUGCUCUCUUCCUUCUGUUACACCGAGUUUGCCGUUGACAUGCCCGUCGCCGGCGGGGCUUUCAGUUAUCUCCGUAUCACUUUUGGUGAAUUUGCUGCGUUCUUAACCGGUGCAAAUCUUAUAAUGGAUUAUGUCAUGUCAAACGCUGCUGUUGCUAGGGGCUUCACUGCUUAUCUAGGCUCAGCAAUCGGCAUCUCUACAUCAAAAUGGAGACUUGUCAUCCAUGGACUCCCUGAUGGCUUCAAUGAAAUUGACACUUUCGCAGUUCUUGUUGUCUUAGCCAUUACUCUCAUCAUCUGCUACAGGUACCAUUAUUGUUUGUUUUUUAAAUGUUCAGCGUAUUCUCAUCAGACCAGCUUACGCGUACUAAAUUUGAUUAGCUUGUUCUUGUUUUGUAGCACAAGAGAGAGUUCAUUGGUGAACAUGUUGUUAACAAUUCUACACAUUUUGUUCAUUGGAUUUGUGAUACUAAUGGGAUUUUGGAAAGGAGAUUGGAAAAACUUCACACAGCCUGCAAACCCAAACAACCCAUCUGGGUUUUUCCCAUUUGGAGCUCCUGGUGUGUUCAAUGGAGCAGCCAUGGUGUAUUUGAGUUAUAUUGGAUAUGAUGCUGUUUCUACUCUAGCUGAAGAAGUCCAUGACCCUGUUAAGGAUAUCCCCAUCGGAGUUUCAGGCUCUGUUAUAAUUGUCACCAUUCUUUAUUGCCUCAUGGCUGCUUCAAUGUCCAUGCUCCUCCCUUAUGAUAUGAUAGAUGCGGACGCACCAUUCUCAGCAGCAUUCAGAGGGGAAUCAGAUGGCUGGCAAUGGGUUUCUAAUGUGAUAGGGAUGGGGGCCAGCUUUGGGAUUCUUACAUCAUUAUUAGUUGCAAUGCUGGGACAAGCUAGAUACUUGUGUGUGAUCGGACGGUCCAAUGUUGUCCCUGCUUGGUUUGCUAGGGUCCACCCAAAGACAUCAACGCCUGUUAAUGCUUCCGCAUUUCUUGGAAUCUUCACUGCAGCAAUUGCGCUGUUCACUGAUUUAAAUGUCCUCCUCAACCUUGUAUCAAUAGGCACGCUAUUUGUCUUCUACAUGGUGGCCAAUGCUUUGGUUUACAGACGUUACGUCGCGAUAGGGACGACUAAUCCAUGGCCUACAUUAUCCUUCCUGUGUUCAUUUUCCUUCACCUCUAUUCUAUUCACUCUCAUAUGGCAUUUCAUGCCUAAUGGCAAGGGAAAAGCCUUUAUGCUCGGUGCUUGCGCGGUGAUAGCGAUUGCAAUAAUACAGCUCUUUCAUUGCAUUGUGCCACAGGCAAGAAAGCCUGAAUUUUGGGGUGUUCCGUUGAUGCCAUGGAUACCAUGUGCAUCUAUCUUCUUGAACAUAUUCCUGUUGGGGUCUCUUGAUGGUCCAUCCUAUGUGCGGUUCGUCUUCUUUUCAGCUCUCGCUGUGCUUGUAUAUGUUCUGUACAGUGUCCACGCUAGCUUUGAUGCUGAAGGGGGAGGCUCUAUCGGUCAAAAGAAUGGCGAGAUUGCGAGGGAAUCAGACGAGAGCGAGGACCAUAUUAAUUCUUUCAAAGUGUAAAAAUCUCUCCUUUCUCUUUACCUUCUUUCUUGGUAAUGACUUCUACUUUUUGAGCGAUUGAUGGAUAAGAAAAAAGGAGGGCCUAGGAUAGAAUAAAGAAUUGUGCAAUUUUGCAGGAGUCGCUACCUUGUAUAGCUGGUAAAUGGGAGUAGGAAAAGAAGUCAAUCCCCUCGUGUUUUCUCACUAAAAUCCAAGUAUUAUUGUUGAAUAAAAGGGAUUUUGACAUUGAAUAUAUAAAAAGUGGGAUUUUGUAGAAAA